Messenger RNA from Mytilus trossulus (common blue mussel), 1983 nucleotides. RefSeq lists its product as uncharacterized. NCBI's taxonomy places the organism in Eukaryota, Metazoa, Mollusca, Bivalvia, Mytilida, Mytilidae. Gene Ontology annotation, biological process: signal transduction; regulation of apoptotic process. The record is from RefSeq and is a predicted model, not a curated record. The coding region runs from base 119 to 1777 and encodes 552 amino acids. Gene Ontology annotation, molecular function: protein binding. The transcript is spliced from 7 exons.
GGUAUUUCCACUGUCACCUUACCACAAACAAGCUUCCUGUUUAUACCAGACAGAUGUAGAGCGUACAAAAGUUUGAUGUUGUUUAAAACGUAACCGGUAUAUGAUUUAAUGACAUUAAAUGGUAAUGGACGUAAGCGGUAACUUUACCAUUUAUUUGUCUGACGGUGGAGAUGAAGACGAAAGAAAUAAAUCGAAACGAGUCAUCGAACGCUUGGAAGAUUCUAAUAUUGGAAUUAUAUACGGAGACAGAGAUUUUAUACCCGGAUGUAUGAUACUAGACAACAAAAGAAAUGCGGUUCUAAAGUCAGACUUAGUGGUGGUACUUUUGUCCGAUAGCUAUAUAGACUCGACUGAAUGUGUUUAUGAUGUUGCUUUGGCAAUUUGUCUGGAAAGACACAUUAUCAUAAUAGACAAAAGAAAAACAAGAAAGAUGCCGCCAUUAUUAAAUGAAUUGCCAAAGAUAAAUGGACGUACAAACUUUGUCAAAGUGUUACAGAAGCUGAAAAGAAUGGUUGAUGGGUAUUAUGUAGAAGAAAAAAAUCAAUCAAGGAAUAGGAAAGACGAUGCACAGAUAUAUAUCAGGGAAGUGGAACGAACAGCUACUUUAGAAAAUGAACAAGGAUUUCAAAAACAGAUUCUUAGACUACAGGCUCAAAUAACGCAUACCCAAAGAGACAAGAAAAUAGCAAAACACAUUGCGAUUGUAGAUGGAAAUAACGACUUUGACAACUUUCACCAUGAACAAACAAUUAGAUACCAGUUGGAGAAAAGGAUAAGAGAAAUGGAGAACCAUAUACAAAAACUCAGAAGAGAAAACGUUUUGCUAAAGCAUCCAGUGGUUUCUGUUAGUCCAAUGGAUGAUAGACCUUCACAGCAAACUCCAUUUCAAGAAAUUCAAAAGCAGAUAAACCAGGUUUUGAUUGAAAUAUCAAAUCUGAGUCAUAAUAAUGAAGACAGCCUGGAUACUACAAGCUACAGAAUUCCGUCUGAAUUGAGAUCAUUUUGUCAAAAAUAUGAGGAAAUGAUUGGUCCAAAUAUUUGCCGACUGGGAAGAAUUCUUCAUUUAUCAAACCAUCAGAUCGAUAAAGUAGAAGAGUGCAGGGAGUAUGGUUAUGUUGAAAUGUUUUGGCAGACGAUAAAGUUUUGGCAGUCAAACGAAAGCUCUGAUGAAAGCUUUGUGACGUUACUGAAUGCAUUAGAAGACAUUGGUGUUGAUAUAGGAGGGAAGCCAAUGUCAAAGACAGAAGUGAGAAUACUCCAGGAGAAGAUUCCAUUCAUAUUGAACAAUAUUUACCAAGUAAAUGAUUUGAUACCAUACCUGAUAUCUCAGCACGUGUUAACGCACGUGACUGAGAUGUUUAUCAGAGAACCUAGGAAUAAAGAGGAAAGACUAUUGCGUUUAAUCAACGUUCUCACAACAAAACACUAUGGAAUUAAGGCCCUCUGUAAUGCCCUUAUCCAUACAAAUCAGGAAUUUAUAGCAGACGAGAUAUCACGUUCUAUGCCAAAUAUACCAACAAGCCGUUUCCCUGUUGAAUUAACUGAUGAAAGCUGCGAUUCUCAAUGGAGUUCAGAUGAAUCUAAAUUACAAGUGGCACGUGUUGCACCAAUCACCGCUACAGUUAAUUCGGUAACACCAAAUGUGCACCUUGAACAAAAACAUCAAGGUCAGAAUGAAGACUUAAGUAACACAUGUGUUGAUGGAAUUCAGCAAUUAAUCAAGAAAGACUCUAAGGAAAAAACUGUAAAAUCCCGUAGGGGUUGUAGUAUUCAAUAGUACAAGUCCCCGUCACGAAUUAAUAGUGUGCAUAGUAGUCAAAAUAUACCGCCGUAGACAUUUCCUUAACAGUAACAAUAUAAUUCAAUACCGUUUAUAGUACAAAUGUACAAAUAUAUAGUAACUGUAGUCAGAUGGCUCAUUGAGGUCUUGCAUGUUAUAGUGCAAAUUUGGACACUUGAGAAAAUGUGACUAGGACUAAAUAU